This is a messenger RNA of Diorhabda carinulata, 3953 nucleotides long. RefSeq lists its product as uncharacterized. Lineage: Eukaryota; Metazoa; Arthropoda; Insecta; Coleoptera; Chrysomelidae. Bases 155 to 856 code for a protein of 233 amino acids. The record is from RefSeq and is a predicted model, not a curated record. The transcript has 4 exons.
AUAUAAAUGAGGUCUCUCAUUCUUCUACCUAGGAUUUCGAGUUAGGUAACAAUAUAGACAAGGCAAGAUCACACACGAAAUAUACAGUGUGUUUUCUGUUGUAUCAGUGGGUGUGUUUUUACUUUCUAGUUCAUUUUGGUGAAUUGCAAUCACGAUGAAAAUAGCGUGCUUAGUGAUAUUCACCUGUGCAUGUACGUGUGUAUUAGCCGAACCUGCCAUAAGUGAAGUUAGACCAGUAUCCAACAGACCAGGACGAUUUUUGUCGUUGCCUGUACCACAAAAAUGUGCAAAUAGACCAAAACAAUUCUUCUUCAAGGGCCACAAUUACUUCUACAGUGGUAGCGUACCUGAAUUAGCCAAUAGAAAAGUAGACUGGUUAGACGGUAGGAAUAUUUGCAGAGAAUAUUGUAUGGAUUUAGUUUCUAUGGAAACACAGGAAGAAAAUAAUAUGAUCUUCAGACUCAUCCAACAAAAUGAUGUCCCAUUCAUCUGGACAUCUGGAAGAUUGUGCGAUUUCAAAGGUUGCGAAAACCGCGCUGAUCUCGAACCCAAGAACAUCUUCGGUUGGUUCUGGUCUGCUAACCGAGAAAAGAUCCAACCGACCAAUAGAGUACCAAACGGAUGGAGCUACAACCCAUGGUCGCAAACAGGUCACAAGAAACAACGUCAACCAGAUAACGCUGAAUUCGACAUCAACAGAACCUCAGAAUCCUGCCUGUCAAUUUUGAAUAAUGUUUAUAAUGACGGUAUUGCAUGGCAUGAUGUGGCUUGUUAUCACGAAAAACCCAUCGUUUGUGAAGAUUCUGAAGAGUUAUUGAAUUAUGUAGCAUCCACGAAUCGUGGAAUUCGUUUAUAAAUAAGUUUUAUACUUUUAUUAGAUUCUUUGUUAUAGUUUUCAGAAUUUCAUCGAACAAAAAAAUCCAAAAAUUGUUAAUAAAAUAAUUAACCAUAAUAUAUUCAGUACCAGUUGGGAUCAGGUCCAAUUUUGUUGCAAACAUUAUACAACAAAAUAAAAACUUUUUUCCUUAAAUUGUAGGUAUGAAUUUUUUCAAAUUGAUAAUAAAAGUAAAAAAAGUAUAUGCUCUAUAUUAUCAACACAGCUUUUACGUAAAUUAGUUAUAUUUUUCUAUUGGUAAUAAUAAUAAUAAUAAUAAGGGGUGGGUAAUUUAUAAUGAGUAACCCCAUACACGUAGUGAUUCAGCUUUUUGACUUAUGACUCAUUUUUAAUUUUGCACUACCUUUUUCUAAACAUGGGAAUGAAAAAUUACAAUUUGGAAAAAAUGCAAGAAACAUCACGAAAAAUUCUAAUAAAUUUAACUAUUUCACUGGAUUCUCAUACUAUUCUUUGAAUACCCCAAAUAUCUGUAAUUUUAUUAGCAUUGAAAUAACUCAACAUCAAAAUAGGAAUUCACAAAAAAGCUUAUUUGUGUUAAAUCAAUUUCUGUAUAGAAUCGGUCUACAGUUAUGUCAUUUUAACAGCAAUAAAACAUAUACAUCCUUAAAAUUAGACUAGUACUUUAAGUGGCCUUAAGUAUUAUUGAUACUUACUUUGGUGCUGAAACGUAUAACAUUAUUCGUUUUAGUCAAAAGGAAUUUACUCUUAUGAUUCACCAUUGAAAAAACAAAAAUUUUGCCACAACUGCUUUCUACCACAAAGUUGGAUUGUUUUUCCUUUUAUUCGUUAGUCUACGUCGAUUAACAAAUCAUUUAAACAUACAUCUGGUGAUUUCUAUGGCAACAUAACGUGAAGCUAAAUUUUCCAAUUAAAUUUUAACCUCACUUUUAUUGUUAGCAGGAUAACUGUCUUGCUUAAACCGUAUAUUCAUUCAUACAUUCAAAAGGUUCUUCUAAUUUGAUUUUGAAUCAUAUUUGUCCAAAAUUUCAUCUGUUAAAUAUUUUUCUUGAAAGCCAAAGACAAAUCAUCACUCACACUUUCCCACUACAUUCUGGUAAAGAGGUAUCCAAUGGGACAGUUGAAUUGUUUCCACUACUGUAUCAAUGUAAUAUAAAACUAGUUUUCCUUUUUUUAAGCAAACUUCAUUUCGGAAAUCCUUUGGUAAAGAUUUGAAUUAGUGUAAGUAGUUCAACAUCUUUCUAUAACCGGUUUAACAUGUCAUUCGGCUUGUUACGUUUUUCUUCAAACAUUUUGAAAAUUCCGUUUUUCACGUAUUUUGGCAAAUUAGUCAGUUCGGAUUUUUGAAGAUAUUAAUUUGUUAUCGACCUCCCACUUCCAAUCGAGAAAUUUAAUAACCUCGAAAUUGAAUCAAAUACUUCCUCUACACUUCGAAUCAAAGUAAAUUUUACUAAAUUUGUAGUAAUUUUAUUCUUUAUAUUCGAUGGUAGGUUUUUGCUUGUUAUUUUCUCAUCUUUCUUUAAGUAGUAUUGUGCAACACACAUAUUUUUAAUCAUGUAAGACAUUGUUAAUGGUCUCGUCUAUUUUUCACACUUUUUGACUUUUUUUUGAGAAUUACUAACGAUGUUAUCUUGUCUCAUCUUAUGGUUGAAAUAUUUAGGAUUUCAUUAUUUUUUUCUCAACUAUAUUUUAACAAUUCAUAUUUUAAUCAAUUUUACCGUUCCAAUGUUUGAUUUUUUAACUUAGUAUUGAAACUGAUCAUUAUUUUUUUGUUAACCUUAUGGUUAUUAUUGUUAUAUGUUAUAGGAUUUACAGCAUUUUGCUAUCAAUAGAUUAACAUUAAGACUUUAAAGUCUUAGCUUCGAUUAGAAGAGCAGCUUUUUUUUCGCUGCUCUUUUUUCCCUAUUGUUUCAUUUAGUAUUUUCAAUAAGUGAGCACUACUAUACUUUCUUGUUACUAAUCACCCCAACUUGUUGUUCUAGAUUGGUAAGUUUACAAGAAAAGUAAUUCUUUGAAUUUCUUUUUGUCUCUGAGGAGAAGAGAUGUAACAUAAUUUUUGUUUAUUAUAUUAGUGCAAGUAAUUGGAGUGUAAACAAAAACUGAAAAUUAUUUAUUAGUAUGUGAUUUAAAUAAAUAAGUACAAAUUGUGUAUUUGUGACACAAAUAUUUCUCAACCAAAUUUACUGCCUAAUGAAUGUGUUCAGUAAACAUUAAAUUUCUAAUCUUUUUGAUUUUGAAAACUGUAACAAUUGAGGAUAUUUUUCUGUACAGCAGAUGUUUCCAUUCUCUUGCUAAUCUUUUUAUUUCAAUUAGGGUCUUUCCUUUCUUAUCUCCUAUUUUCCUUAUUUGGUCUAUCUACUUCCUUCUCGGACUAUCUCUUUUUAUAGUACUUCCUGCUUCCAUAACUUUUUUUGUAACCCCAAUUUCCUCUUCGUAUAAUUUUAAACAUUGUAAAAAAGAUGUAUAUUUAUUUUUAUAAUAGUUUAUAUUUUUCAUAAGUGCAGCUAUAUUAUUGUAAAUUUCAGAAUUGCUUUAACAUCAGCUUGAUAGUAAGUUUGUUUCUUAAUAUUAAGAAAUCACAUACUUAUGUAGACCCCUUCCUAAUAAACAAACAUAGAUCUUUUAAGCUCAGGAAAAGCUGGAUCUGGAAUCACUAUAAAGAACUAGUCAAUGUUGUCAGAUUGUGUCUUAUAUGUUUAGAUAUAAUAAAAGUUUUUUUUUGUAUUUGGGAUUUAAUAUCUUAAUAGUUUCAAAGGAUUUGUAUGAGUAGUUUUCAGAACCAGUAGACCUCUGUUCUAUCUGUGAUACCCAACUUCUUUGCGCCCUACUAAAGUAUUUGCCUCUUUUAUAUUUUGAAUACACUAUUCAUUAAUUCAUAUUUAUGAGGGUUUUAGUUUUUCAUACUCUAACAAUGCACUGAAAUAUCUCAAAAAGUUUUUAUUUGUACGUUGAAAAAUCUAGAAGAUUCGAUUUUGAAAAAAUUUGAAUAUUUUACAAUGUGUUUAGACAGGGGUGGCUUUAAACCUACAAAAGUAUGUGAUUAUGUAAUAAUAUGAUUUUUGGUUUUUAUUUAUGGAAUUAAUAAAUGUCUUUUAUUUUA